Molecule: messenger RNA, 999 nt
Organism: Malassezia sympodialis ATCC 42132
Lineage: Eukaryota; Fungi; Basidiomycota; Malasseziomycetes; Malasseziales; Malasseziaceae
Gene: MEU1
Exons: 3
Coding region: 1-999 (332 amino acids)
Biological process (GO): nucleoside metabolic process
Cellular component (GO): cytosol
Molecular function (GO): S-methyl-5-thioadenosine phosphorylase activity
Source: RefSeq, a predicted model, not a curated record
AUGUCGAUGGAAGCUCCGAAGCCGGAAUGGACAGGCCAGCCUAUCCGCCUUGGUGUUAUUGGCGGCUCUGGUCUUUACAAGCUGGAAGGCAUUGAAAUUAUUGAUGUGGUGAACCCCAAAACGCCCUGGGGAUACCCUUCGUCGCCUAUUAGCAUUGCCAAGACAGAGGCAGGUACUCUGGUGGCCUUCCUUGCGCGCCAUGGUCUUCACCAUGCGAUUUCCCCGUCCAACGUGCCCUCGACAGCCAACAUCGCGGCGCUAAAGCACUUAGGUGUGCGCGCUAUUUUGGCCUUUUCUGCCGUUGGCUCUCUGCGCGAGGAGAUCAGACCCAAGGACUUCGUCGUUCCCUCGCAGAUCAUUGACCGCACCAAGGGCGUGCGCCGUACUUCUUACUUCGGCGAAGGCGAGGAAAAGAAUGUGGUUGCCCAUGCGUCGUUUGGUGACCCGUACGACAACCACCUGCGCCCGAUUGUUGAGGACAUGUACGUCGGAUCAUUACUAACCAUGCCAACGCUGGCGGAACACUCGCCGACUGUGCGUGUUCACGGCCACAAGACAGUGGUGUGCAUGGAAGGCCCGGCCUUCUCGACUCGUGCCGAGUCGCUUAUGUACCGCCAACUGGGUGGCGACAUUAUUAACAUGUCGGCGCUCCCUGAGGCCAAGAUCGCGCGCGAGGCCGAGCUCAGUUAUGUCCUUAUUGCUACAUGUACGUAUGUCAUGAGACUUACGGAAGCGACGGACUAUGAUGCCUGGCGCGAAACGUCCGACACCGUCAGCGUGGCCGAGGUGCUGGAGAGUCUUAAGGCCAAUGUUGAGGCAUCUCAGGUCGUAACGAAAGCUCUGGUGGAUCGAGUCAACGAACUUGUCGGAACGGAUGACUCGCCCAUUGUGAAGGGAUUGGAAGGCAGCAUGCGCUUCAACGUGAUGACCAAGCCGGAGCAUAUCCCUACCGAAGUAAAAGACCGCCUUCGGUAUCUUCUGCCGUGGUUCCCGCAGUAA